GGCACCGGCUCGCGGGGGAGCCAGCCGGGCGCCCUACGCGUCGGAGGACCGCGGGAGCCGCGGGAGCCGAGUGGACAAAGCAAGAUGGCAGGGAUCUUAGCCUGGUUCUGGAACGAGAGGUUCUGGCUCCCGCACAAUGUCACCUGGGCAGACCUGAAGAACACCGAGGAAGCCACCUUCCCGCAGGCUGAGGACCUCUAUCUCGCCUUCCCGCUGGCUUUCUGCAUCUUCAUGGUGCGGCUUAUCUUCGAGAGAUUUGUAGCCAAACCAUGUGCCAUGGCCCUCAACAUCCAGGCUAGUGGACCACAAAUUGCCCAGCCAAAUGCCAUUCUGGAAAAGGUCUUCACUGCAAUUACAAAGCAUCCUGAUGAGAAGAGAUUGGAAGGGCUUUCCAAACAGUUGGACUGGGAUGUUCGAAGCAUUCAGCGUUGGUUUCGACAAAGACGCAACCAAGAAAAACCUAGCACACUGACUAGGUUCUGUGAAAGCAUGUGGAGAUUUUCAUUUUACAUCUAUGUAUUUAGUUAUGGAGUCCGAUUCUUGAAAAAGACCCCUUGGUUGUGGAAUACAAAGCACUGCUGGUACAACUACCCCUACCAGCCACUCACAACUGACCUUCACUACUAUUACAUCCUGGAGCUAUCAUUUUAUUGGUCUUUAGUGGUUUCCCAGUUCACAGAUAUCAAAAGGAAGGACUUUGGUAUUAUGUUCCUGCACCACCUUAUAACGAUUUGCUUGAUUAUCUUUUCAUAUGUCAACAACAUGGCCCGAGUAGGGACCUUGGUCCUCUGUCUUCAUGACUCGGCUGAUGCUCUUCUAGAGGCUGCCAAAAUGGCAAAUUAUGCCAAGUUUCAGAAAAUGUGUGACCUCCUGUUUGUUAUGUUUGCCAUGGUUUUUAUCAUCACACGGUUGGGCAUAUUUCCUCUCUGGGUGUUAAAUACCACAUUAUUUGAAAGUUGGGAGAUUGUUGGACCUUACCCUUCCUGGUGGGUUUUUAACCUGCUGCUGCUGUUAAUACAAGGGUUGAACUGCUUCUGGUCUUACUUGAUUGUAAAAAUAGCUUGCAAAGCUAUUUCAAAAGGCAAGGCUGGGAAGUGGAGCCCUUUACAUGUGUCCAAGGAUGAUCGAAGUGAUAUUGAGUCCAGCUCAGAUGAUGAGGACUCAGGACCUCCAGGGAAGAACCCCCACACCACAACCACCACCAAUGGAACCAGUGGUACCAACGGCUAUCUCCUAACGGGUCCGUGUUCCAUGGAUGAUUGAUUACUCCCACCUAUAAGUCCCGAACAAAGUGAACUGUUUGCUCCUGGAAGUAUUUAAUAAGUUGCAAAUGCAGUUCCUUUCAUGAUAUCUCAUCACCAGAAACAAAAAACUUAGGGUUAUCAAAGCAUUUUGAAUAGUGUACUGCCAUGUGUCCUGUCUGUAAGUGACAAAGAAAUACCACUCUCUUUGUGUAGGCAUGCUGUAUGUGAUUGACGCAGGGAGCAGCAUUUGCAUUUGUACUGUCUUAGACUUUUAUUUAUUUUUUGUACUUGUUUGUAAGUCUGUGGACAAAAGAGGAUUUCCUCGCUCCUUCUACUCUCUGGGCCCAUGACCGUGAAGGAGGUGCUCCGCCUGCCUCUGCCCCUUUCUCUCACCAUCGUCCCAUUACUGUGCACACCAGCUCGUGUCACCUAGAGCAAGGUCUUCAUCCAGCUCCAAUUUGCUUGCCUUUCUUUGUAUUACCAUGCUGAUUUUGAAGUUGUGCAAAUAGUCACAGUGGCCCUUCGCCCAGCGUAGAGCUUUAAGUAGGAUAAACUCUUGUGGUCCCUCAACAGUUCAGGUGAAAAGGGAUGGCUAUUGGAGGCUUCUUUGAAUUUUAUGCAAAUUACUUGGGAAUAGACAUUCGUUUCCUGUGCACAAAGCUAGUGUGUAUUAAGUACAGCGGGUAGAUGGGGGUUGACCUUGUAGGUUAGAGUUGUUUUGGUGUUCAUAGAGGUAGGAGGAUCACUGUGAGUUCCAGGUCAGCCUGGACUUGUGUGAGACGCUACCUUGAAGAAAAAGAAAAAAAAGAAAAAAAGACUGCUGUUCUUACUGUGAACACAAAAAAGGUAAUUUGCUUAAAGCUCAUACUGACAAAGUAAUCACUCUCCAUAUAGGGAAACUCUCCAUGAUCUGAGAAUAAAGUGAAGAAAGAAACAGAUUUCAACCAGGUUUUGCCACUGUCCCUCUUAAUUCAUCCAGUUUUCCAUCAUGUUAUGUGGGAGAGAAAAGCUAAGUGUAUUUUCAGACAGAAAUGGAGUCUUGUAGGAGUUGGCAAAGUUAUCCUUCAAUGCAAAGCACUUUAGUGCAACCAGCUUUCAAAAAAAAAGCCCUAUCUAGUAUUUGACUUGAUGUUUUUAUUUUGCUAAGCAAAAUAAAACCAGUUGGUGAAAGACUGUUUUAUUCGUUGCUUUGCUCAAACAUAACCCACAAUGACUGUCUUGUUACUGAAGAUGGAGGAGCCCUGCACUCUAAGUCCUUUUACUUACUCAUGUGGUUUCCUAGAAUUUUUGUCCACAUCAAGCUAUUUGUAGACAAAACAACAAAAUUUCUCUUGGACCAUGACAAUAUCAGCCAUAAGGCAAACUACUAAAGAAAAAGUAUCCAUAAGCCUCUUAUAUAACAGUAUUAUUUACAUAUGGGGAUAUUAAAAUUAUGUGCAUAAGCCAAAGAUUUUAGCACUUCUCAUUUUUAGUGAAAGGGAAUGACAUGGGAUUACAAAUGCAUAUAAAUUCAAUAUCAGACAAAACAGGAAUCCAAAGCAAAAUGCAAUGAGAUAAAUGUAUGAAUCAGAACAGUGUGGAUAAAGAAAGCCUGUCUGUCCUGCUUAGAACCAUUCACAUUUAAUUCAAUUUUAUUUUAUUUUAUUUAUUUAUUUGAGAGCGACAGAGAGAAAAAGAGGCAGACAGAGAGAUUGGGUGCACCAGGGCCUCCAGCCACUGAAAACAAACUCCAGACAUGUGCACCCCCUUGUGCAUCUGGCUAACGUGGGUCCUGGGGAAUUGAGCUUCAAACCAGGGUCCUUAGGCUUCACAGGCAAGUGCUUAACUGCUAAGCCUUCUCUCCAGCCCUCAAUAUUGUUUUUGUACCCACAUUUUAUAGCCCAUGAGAUAAAUAGUUAAGAGAAAAUCCCUAAGAAGACCUUUUACUGCAAUCUUAGAUCUUUUCCACCCACUUAUAAAAUAAUGUGUCUGUGGUAUGGCUCAUGGUGAUAACUGAAGAAGAAUAACUAGAUAUAUGUCCUUUUGCUUAUGUAGAAAACAGUGCAACUAACUGUGCUUGGUAGAGCCUGGUUAUUAUUUUCCCAAAACAAGCACAUGUCUAAGAAUGCAAUUUGGGAAUGGUUGAGUUUGUGAGACCAAUUAUAAAGCAUCAAAGGUAUUGUUAGUCAUCUUUUGAAAUGUGUAAAGACUAAUAGCAGGCAAAUUAUAGCUGACAAUUUUGUGAAGAUGAACUUUCUUAUCAAGUGAGUUACAGAAUCUGCUUGCCUCAGUUUAGUAUCUGGGCAAGUCUUCCCAAUGGACGGGAUGAAACAGGUCCUCAGCACAUUCCAUGACACGUAUCAGCACAGAAGAAAAAUUUCAAGGUCUGCUUAUAAAUUAAAGAAGAUACGAAUAAAAAGCUCUCAGCUGAUUCUGUCCAUAGCAAAGGCAGAUCUAAACAAGAUUUUUUGUUGUUGUUUUCUAUAGAAAUAACUUAGAAAGACAAUGGACUGUUCUGCCUUCCUGGCUGAUGACAUUAACUUGACACAGGCUCCUACAUGUCUAUAAUGUUGGCUGCAUGUUCUAGAGAAAAGGAUUCUUUUUGGCUUAUUAAAAUGGAGUUCGUAGGCUUCUUCUGGUAGAGAAUGCUAGUAACUGUCUACUGCUCUCCCAUAGUGGCCAGAUCAGGAAACCUCCUGAGGACUGCUGUCCACCAGCGCCAGGCCAGUGCUUCCGGAGGCAUGUUGUGUAAAUUCAGCCGUAGGUUAGUGAGAGUACUCUUCUCGUUAAUUAGCUUAGCCUGUGGUGAUGUAGCCUUCCUUGUGGUCACACAAACUUACCCAGGCUACCAAGGAAUAUGUAGAAAGGACUCUAGAAAAAGUAAUCUUUGGUCUCCAAUGUUGUAGCUAAUCUAGACUUCCUGGUAGGAAGAAAAACGUAGAAAAUCAAGUAGAAUUGGCCUUGAGUCAAUAAAUGAUGUAAUAAUGUGUGAUCUAUGUCUGUGUAUGUAUGUUUGUCCAAAAACUGAUAAAACCAAAAGUUCACUGAUUCAUCAUUUUCUACAUUCUUGUCAUAAAAACCAUCCACCAUGUACAAUAAAAGCUUCCUCCUUCCUUUGUUCUUGCUCCCCAGCAGCUGAGCAUGGUGAAGCCCUUUCAGCCUCAGCCACAGAGCUACCUGUGGUGGAACCCAGGUCAUAGAGUACCGAGGUCACACAAAGCCAAAUGCAGCUCACAAUUCCAAAUUCAGUCUUUUGCAUGUUGAGAAAGAAAUAACUGUCAGUAUUGUUGAUUAUUCACAUGUUUGUUGGAAAAAUGCAAAUGAUUGUCAUUUAACCCCAGGACUUUGUUUAACACACUAAUGCUGCAGGGCUGCCGGACAGGUGGUAUCCCGAGCUAAAUGACCAGGGCAGAAGUUAGCAAGAAGUUAGAUCAGAUCAGACUGUCUUCAGCCAAAAUGGUAGGUGAGCCUCAAAAUUUCCAGUUCUGUUGCCAGACUUUCCCCAGUUAAGCACUACAUUAAUAGUGUUGCAGUCAGCAGUAGACUAUGUGUUAAAUACAAACUAGGUAUUUAAGUACACUCAGUAUUCAUAGAAUGGCAAAACUGCUUAACGGCACAUUUCUCAGAAUGUGUCCCUGUCACCUUCAUCUUGGGUAGAAAGGGUCUGAAUUUUCCACUGUGCAUUCAAAUCUCAUUGUUAUUUGGGCUAAAUAAAAAAUGAGACUUCGUGUCAGCGUCCCUUAGUCUUUGCUAAUGAGCCCUUCAAAGAGAUGGGUUCCCCUAAUUGUCCCCAAUCUAUUCAUAAUUUUGCUUUCAUAGUCAUUUGUGGAAAUGUUAAUGCCAAAGUUGCCUGGAUAUUUAAAUAUUUUUCUUAAUUUGAAGUAGAUAAAUUGCAGAGUAACUCCAAAGGUAUCAAAUAGCUCUGUACUAGUAUGUGUGAUGAUAUCAUUAUAUCCAGAAAAACUUCAAGAAAUCCUUUGGAAAAAAGGUUAAAUGUUUACAUUUCAUGUGCUAUUUGUGUCUUCAGGUUUUAAUUGGCUUUUUUUGUUGCCUUUUUUUCUGUCUUUGACGUGUUUCUUCUUUAUAAAUAAGUAAUAACACCCAGAAAUGUUUCUGACAUCCAAAUAAGAAAAAAAAAAAUCAAUUAAGAUCAGUCAGUCUGUGGGAAAGUGACCAGUUGGCACUUCCAAGUAUAAAACAAAAGAGAUUCAGGGAGCUCUAGUAUGGUGCCUGCCAUCUAGCAUGCUGUCUGUGGAGAGAAUGACCAGAUACAGUUCAUGAACCGCAAGUAGUUCAUGAAGAAAUACAGUGGGAUUGUGUUUUCUUAAACAUAUUAUACCCAGAAUCAGCUUCUCGGUGAAAUGAAUUGUGCCAUUCUCAAAUUGCAGGGAACACUUCAGUUCUAGGACAUUGCAGGCCCAGAGGACAUGGUAGUUUGCCUUCGUGUGUACGGCACCUUCUUGCCCCUAGGGGGCGCUCAGUGGCUGCUCAGGCACCCAGGCCACCGAGCAGUUGGAAACUGAUUCACGUUCAGAGGUGGCAUACUUGAGGCUACUUUUCAUGAAUAAAACUGUGUUGGAGGGACUGGAGAGAUGGCUCAGCUGUUCAGGUGCUUGGUUGCAAAGCCUGAUGGUCCGGGAUUUGAUUCCCCAGUACCCACAUAAAACCACAAAAUGCACAAAAUGGCUCAUGCGUCUGGAGUUCUUCUGCAGCAGCUAGCUGCCCUGGCAUGCCUAUUCAUUCUCUUUCUCUCUCCUUACAAAUAAAUACAAAAAAAGUUUUUUUUAAAUAUUGGAGAACAGAGCAUAAAUAUUACUCAUGAAAUCUGUAGACAUUUAAAGGAGAACCUUAGUCUUUUCCAAGUAUUUGCAGCUUUAACCAAACCCAAAGCCUUUGAAAGGAAUGCAUAUGAGACCCGAUCAAGAAACGGUCAGUGCUGCCAAAUGGCUUAAGACACAUGCAUGAAACUGGGCAUCGUCAAGAUUGCCCAAAAAAUGAUGAGAGCGAUUGUUAGCCUACGGUCUGUCUUGUUUAUCUCGGUCUCUCACAUUCCAUUUAACCUUGUAUAUCUUUCAGUAAAAGGAAGGGGGAUUGUUAACAUUUUUCCGCUUUUAGCUUACUACUGGCCUUUAGAUCACUCAUGUGCCCACACUUCUUCCUCCACCUGGUUCCAUUUUUCUGGAAGAAAAAAAAAAUUCUACUGUGCCCUUGUAUGCUUGUUUCUUUAACACGGGCCCUUGAAGGUUGGCUGCCUCUCUUGGUCUAUGUUGCGUGGCCUCGGAACCAAGGAACAACAGCUGCCAUUAUGAUUUCUCUGCCCAUGAAAAACUAAGUUCAUUCAGAUUUAUUUUAGUUGUUUUUGUCAUCUAUAAUUUAUAAACUGUGAAACUGCCCUUGAGGAACUUUUUAAAGAUUAGCUGUAAAACCACAACUAAAAAGCUCUGCAAUAGGAGCAUUUACACUAUGAUCUUGGAACUUUACCUUAAAGCUUCGUUAACUUAAAUGAAACACUCCAGGUUGGAUUUUCCAAAAUUUCAUAAAGCCCCUCAGCUCACAGUUCUCAUCAGCUCUUUGCCCUUGUCAUCAUCAUUUAUCUUUGUGGCUGUUUGUUGUCAUGGAAAAGAUGGUGGUUAGUUUUGGGAUUUGAUUUUUCUUUCUUUCAACUUUCAGUAAGAAAUGGGAUAGGUGAAAAGACCUUAUCUGUUUUCCUAAAGCAAUUCAGUGCUUGAGCAUCUCUGUCAGAAAUGGAAUGAUGUACUGUUAGCCAAUUCGAAUUACUUUAAUGUAUUGUUAUUGUGUUUUUCUGAUUUUAUAUGAAAAUAUAAUUAUUCAUUCUUUAUCUCUGGAAAUAAUCAUUAUUAUGAGAAUCAUUUUACUUUGGAACACUUUCAUAAUAAAGAUAAGUAUUAAGAGUA
Molecule: messenger RNA, 7138 nt
Organism: Jaculus jaculus (lesser Egyptian jerboa)
Lineage: Eukaryota; Metazoa; Chordata; Mammalia; Rodentia; Dipodidae
Gene: Cers6
Product: ceramide synthase 6
Exons: 11
Coding region: 85-1263 (392 amino acids)
Biological process (GO): ceramide biosynthetic process
Cellular component (GO): membrane
Molecular function (GO): DNA binding; sphingosine N-acyltransferase activity
Source: RefSeq, a predicted model, not a curated record